CAUGCGUUGAAGUGAAAUCCCCAUCACCAUCCUGACCAACAUAUGGCAAGUACCUCAGUGUCACUGUGUGGGAUGUCUCUUGGCUACAUUCUCUUCCCCAACUGAUUCAUAUAUAUCUUCAGAAGCAAGAAUUCCUUUGGAGGAAUAUGGCAUCAGUGUGGAUGCUGGUUCUCUUCCUGACAGUAACCCUCAUAGCGCUCUCAAGCAAUGGUGCUGUGGCACAGCAUCCCCUGAAAAGAAUCGAAGACACUAACCUUCAUGUAGCCUCACAAAGAAAGUAUGCGAGGAAUACCAUAAAAGCGUGGACAAAGAACAGAGGGACCGGACCAAGGGAAGACGACGGCCCUGGACUCCCUUCUAUAUUGGAGCUUACCAGGAACAGUAUGAGGAUAUCACACGAGAAAAGGAUGGAGGCCACUGACAGAUCAAACACACAAAACACAAGAAAUGGAUUCACUGAUCGGCCUCCACUGAAGAAGCAGGGUAAGACUCCUAGUUCAACUUUUUGGGCUGAUACUGGUCGCGUAUUUAUGACAGGUAGACAAGAUGGCGGCCAUCGACAAUCAUCAAGACCAACACCCAACAAGAGAACGUCCAGGAAGAGCCCAUUUCACCAAUCAUAUGACAUAAAGACUUCUACUCAAGUGAACACCACUGUCCCAUCGGCUGUUGAGAUAAGUGCUGAAUCAAAUUUUUGCAAUAUGAGCCAUAGAGGUCUGCGGUCAGUUCCCCCAAUUUCAAGAUGCCAUACCCUUGAUCUGAGUCACAACAGUAUCAGUCGUAUUUCAAAUGCCUCUUUCCCUGUGCCACACACUGAACUUCGUGUCCUGGUGUUAAGGAACAACAUUAUCAACAGUUUUGACAUCGGUGCUUUCGUGAAUACUUCCAACUUACAGAUACUGGAUCUUAGUUUCAACUACCUGUCAUCAUCUGAGUUCUUCCCAGAGUUUGUCUUCAGACCUUUAGAAAGUCUCCUAACCCUCUACCUGCACGGCAACAUGGGCACUUCACCAGCCAACAAUGCCGAGUAUCCCGACAGAGCUUUAUCAAUGCUGAAGAGGCUGAGGAACCUUACACUGGAUGGAUAUGAAAACAUCGCACUGGGGCCUGGUUUCAAAUCACUAACAUCUUUACAAUACCUGGCCUUUGGGAAAGAGGGGAAAUCAUGUUUCACUAAAGCUCUAUAUAAUGACACGUUUCUGUACAUUACAGGUCCUUUGAAAGGUUUAAAUAUGUCAUACUGCAACUUGCAAACAAUUCAAAACGACUCAUUCUCAGGGUUCACCUGGCUUUUGUAUGCUGACUUUAACCACAACAUUAAUUUGAAUAUGAAUAUGGUAUUUGGAGCCCUUUCUAAACACCAACUACGUUAUCUGGGAUUAGGAAGCCUCAAGCAAAUUGAUACGCGUAUGACGUUUACCAGUUCUCACCUUUUCCCCUGCAUCAAGGAUCUAGAUUUAUCCAACGACAGUAUAGUUUACAUCGAACCAACGUUUAUAAGCAAAAUCUUAUCACCUUGUCUGACAACAUUGUCUCUUCGAAAUAACGCUCUGAACAGUUCACAGAGCACAAAGGCUCUUCUAACAGCUCUUGGAAAAGUACCUCAUCUUACAUAUCUGGAUUUUUCGUCUCAGAGGAGAUCAUCUAAACGGUACAUCACGGAUAAAGUCAAAAGUUUCAAUUCAAACAAAAGUAGCAUACAUACAGAACAGACAUUUGUAAUUCCAAAUAUGUUAUAUUUUGCUAACUUCAGUCAUUCCUACACUGGAUCCUCUGAAAUUUCCGGAAGUUAUAAAGUCGUCGGAGCCAAAGGAUUGAGAAUCCUGGACAUAUCCAGCAACCCUUUCAACUGUAGAAGUCAAAUUGAAGGACUGGAGUCCCUUCUUUACCUGAACAUGUCUCAAUCCAACUGCUACAGAAUCAAUAUGAAACUUUUCAAAACGUUCACUAACCUGAUAGAGCUGAGACUUGACAAUUCACAUCUGGAUGUUGGUUUUCAGGAUGUAAAGGAUCACACACUCUUAGCUCCUCUAAAAAGUCUAAUAUCCAUUUCCAUGGCACAGAACAAUUUGAAAAAUCUUCCUGAAGACCUUUUCACGUGUAACCAGCGUCUCUCUUCUAUAAACCUGUCACGAAACAAGUUAACCGCCAUACCUAUGACGUGGUUGAAGCUACCGAUCCUUCGUGAACUCGACUUGUCCUACAACGACAUCAAAGUUAUUGGGCAUCCAGUCAGGGAACAACUUGAAAGUUUGGCCAUGAACGGGACCUUCAAACUACACCUUAAAGGCAAUUUAUUGUCAUGUGGUUGCAAUGAGCUCGAGUUUGUGAAAUGGAUAACAUCAACGAAAGUGAGUCUUGAUAAUGAAGAUGGUUAUAAUUGCAAAAUGCCCAAUGGCUCCAUCUUUAAUACACGGUUACUUAACGACGCGCUGGGAGAAAUGGAACUGACGUGCAUGGGUCCAAUGUUGAUGAUAAUUGUCAUCUGUAUCACUGUUCCACUCAUCGUUGGAUUGCUUUUUGUGUCCCUUUGUUACAGAAAUCGAUGGACUCUGAAAUACAUUUGGCUCAAAAUGAAAAUGAAAUGGGGUGUGUAUGUCCCUCUAAUUGAACCAACUGAUGGUAUAAGGUACGAUUUGUUUGUUUGCUAUAGUCAUCAUGAAACAGAAUGGCUGAUACUGACCCUUGUGGCAAAGCUUGAGACAGAGCUCGGUUUCAAGCUUGCGUUCUACGAUCGGGAUUUCCUCCCGGGGAAUUACAUCAGGGAAGAGGUUGUUGAGAAACUGUAUGCGAGUCGAGCAUCUUUGUUCGUUAUCACCGAAACCUACCUGGAGUCUUCAUACUGUGAGUUCGAGUUUCAGAUGGUGGCGCUGAGGUCCCUUGAAAAACUCAGUCAUAAGAUAUUUGUCAUCAUCAAGGACAACAUUCCAAUACAUAGACUUCCCUUCUUUCUCCAGAACAUGUGGAACAGGGUCGUGUGUCUCCCAUGGACUGACGAUGAGACAGGACAAGCUGAACUUUGGCGAAAGCUGGACACAGCGCUUAGAAAGAAUAGACCUACAAUUUUAGAAGCGGAACCAGGAGGUGCCUCGACGGAGGAAGACCAGGACGUGGAUUGUGGGGUCCAGCACGAAACUGGACCUGCGGGGAUCCCGUCUCCUGUUAUGGACCUGAUUUCCAUUAACAGUCAGCCGUGGCAUGAUGUUAGGGCGGAACACGCUGAAGGACCAACUCAUUCGGUUGAUAAUCGGGAGUGAGUGAGUGAGUUAGGUUUUACCUUGGUUUAAGUUAGGUGAGGUUUAUGGGGUUUAACGUCGCGUUCAAGAUUAUUGCACAUAUGUAGCAACAUGCAUGUGUGUGUGCGUAUCCAUGUGCGUGUGCUUGUACUAUUACGGACUAAUUUCGGUGUUUUGGUGCCAGCCCACUAAUAUACCACGCCGCAGUUUAACAAGAAUAUCCCACUCAGACACAGUAUUCUGACUCCGAGACGACCAGUGCUUGUUUUAUCACCUUAAUACUGAGCCAAGGCAGAGUAACAAUAAGUAUAACGCGGCCAGGGGAUCGAACCAACGACCUUCCGCACCCCCGGCAGACGCUCUAUCAACUAGACCACGAAGGCGAUUUUAGUAUUAUUACGUUGCGACACCAGUGAUGCUUUUCACACAUUUAUCAACUUUUUACCAAUCAAAGGUACAAGCGCCUGUUGAGAAACGUCGUUCUGAAUACAGAAGCUGUUUGAUUGUUUGUUGUUUAACGCCGCACUCAGCAAUAUUCCAUCUGUAAGGCGGCGGCCUAUCUAUAAUCGAGUCUGGACCAGAGAAGCCAUCGACAUCAUGAGCAUCGAUCCAUGCAAUUGGGAGAAUAUUUCAGGGAUGUCAAAGCGCGUAAGCUUGAUGGGUCCAACAUUAAGCUGACACGCCGCAAUAUAACUGGAAUACUGUUAAAAGCGGCGUUAAACCCAACUCACUCACGCACUUCGCGUGUUUCUAGACACAAUGUUUAACAGCUGACAGAGGACCGUAUAAGGCAUACAAGCCAGGGAAGAAUUAUGCAAUGUGAUGUACAUAAGGGUGCGUAUACCACCCUAUGUCGUUAGUCGCCUCUUACGACAAGCAUAUGUAUAGUCGCCUUUUACGGCAAGCAUUGGUUGCUGAAAACCUAUUCUAACCCGGAUCUUCACGGAUGGGGUGCGUGCAGACUAUCACCGGGACGUGAUUGUUAACGAUGUAUUGGGUUUCUAGAAAUGUCUGCAAAUUCUUUGCUGGAAAUAAAUUAACAUGCAUGCUUCGCUUAUGCUGA
Haliotis rufescens (red abalone) is the source of this 4299-nucleotide messenger RNA. RefSeq names its product toll-like receptor 2. The record is from RefSeq and is a predicted model, not a curated record. Gene Ontology annotation, molecular function: protein binding; transmembrane signaling receptor activity. The transcript is spliced from 2 exons. The coding region runs from base 147 to 3257 and encodes 1036 amino acids. Lineage: Eukaryota; Metazoa; Mollusca; Gastropoda; Lepetellida; Haliotidae. Gene Ontology annotation, biological process: immune response; toll-like receptor signaling pathway. Gene Ontology annotation, cellular component: membrane.